This is a messenger RNA of Gracilinanus agilis (Agile Gracile Mouse Opossum), 1097 nucleotides long. RefSeq names its product wiskott-Aldrich syndrome protein family member 1-like. NCBI's taxonomy places the organism in Eukaryota, Metazoa, Chordata, Mammalia, Didelphimorphia, Didelphidae. The transcript has 2 exons. Gene Ontology annotation, molecular function: Arp2/3 complex binding; actin binding; protein kinase A regulatory subunit binding. Gene Ontology annotation, cellular component: cytoskeleton. Gene Ontology annotation, biological process: actin cytoskeleton organization; positive regulation of Arp2/3 complex-mediated actin nucleation. The coding region runs from base 39 to 311 and encodes 90 amino acids. The record is from RefSeq and is a predicted model, not a curated record.
CGCCCCCCUCCGCUGCCCCCGGGCCUCACGUUCCGUUAAUGCCGCCUUCCCCUCCGUCACAACUUGUUCCUGCUCCCGAGCCGAAGCGCCAUCCGUCCACCCUGCCUGUAAUAAGCGAUGCCAGGAGCGUGCUUCUGGAAGCGAUACGGAAAGGUAUUCAGCUACGAAAAGUCGAGGAACAGCGUGAACAAGAGGCUAAGCACGAACGCAUCGAGAAUGACGUGGCCACCAUCUUGUCCCGCCGGAUCGCCGUGGAGUACAGCGAUUCUGAAGAUGAUUCAGAGUUUGAUGAAGUGGAUUGGCUGGAGUAAAGAACCAUCUAUGGAUAUGCGACCAAACGGAAUGCAACGUCCGCCGUGGUGCUUGUUCUUUGAGAAUGGUUUGGUCAUGACUAGUGUUUUGUAUUUUUUUUCCCCCCAUUAAUCCUUUUUUUUUUUUUAAAUCCUCUUUUUCAGUUUACAAGAAAACUAGCACAUCUUUCAAGCUAAGUGUUUCACGGUGGCUUUUCUUACAAUUUUUUUUUCCCAAAAGAACAUUCUUUGUCCAUAUAGACCACUAAGUAUUAAGCAUGGGCAGCUUUUGCUAGAGUAGCCAAUUCAAGGUUUUUUGUUUGUUUGUUUUAUUUUUAACAUAACUUAAUUGUGCACUUUGUGAAUUUUAAGUUAAUGAAGGUAACUGAGAUUGAAAUUCCAAGGGCAGCUGUAUGUAUUAAUGAGCCUUAUUCUAUUUUAAUUAAUGGCAAGAAAUGCAUUAAAUCUGUCGAAGAGAUCACUACCUUGAUUAUGUGAGUUCACUGAGAAAGGACGAUAGUUUGUAGUACUGAGUACACUUCAAGAAAAGAGAAUGCUUGAGCUUUUUCUUUUUUAUCUUUUUUUUUGUUUGUUUUUAAAUAAUUAUGGCCUUAUAUUUGAAUGGUUAGCAGUCUCCCUUCCCCUGGCACUCCAACCCUUAAUAUACAUAUUGUGUGUGGUACUAUUUGCCUGCCUACAAGAGUUUGAUUUUUUUCAUGUGAAAUAUUCUGACUGAAACAUAUUGUGUAACUUAUGUAACUGUUAAGAAUAAUAGUCUGAUUUAAUAAAUGGUUCAUUUUAAAUGUU